This is a messenger RNA of Diachasma alloeum, 6340 nucleotides long. RefSeq names its product serine-rich adhesin for platelets (gene Meltrin). Bases 615 to 5711 code for a protein of 1698 amino acids. Gene Ontology annotation, biological process: membrane protein ectodomain proteolysis. The record is from RefSeq and is a predicted model, not a curated record. The transcript is spliced from 5 exons. Gene Ontology annotation, molecular function: metalloendopeptidase activity. Lineage: Eukaryota; Metazoa; Arthropoda; Insecta; Hymenoptera; Braconidae.
UUAAUUUUCUGUAAUUUUCAAUCUACGGAUUUUUUUGGACAAAUUUAUUGUCAAUUUAUAACAAUUAAUGUAGCUGGUACGAUAUGACAUCAUAUUUACAUUAAUGUGGUGGCGGUGGGAGGAGCAACUAGAGGAGAGCAGGAGCACUGCUACGUUGUGUUUGUGCGAAUGAAUAUAUACGUAAAUGUAUCUCAAAAGCCUGUACAUACUGUACAUGAGUAGUAGUAUAUAGCCUGUAUCGUCGUCUGUGAUCAUUUGUUCCGUUUGUGUCCCAUUAGUAGACACCACUAUCGGUUAUCUGAGACAUUUAUUUGACUGAUUUGAGAUGAUAUCUGUCAUUUGUCAAAUAGCACAUUGAAGCAUUCAAAUGUAGAGCAAUAUAAUAGUCAAAGUUUUGUGGAAGAAACAUGUUUUUAUGGAGUUGGUUCAAUGAUGAAAGGUGAAAAACGUCAAGCUAGCGUUGUUAGGGUGUGAUGGAUGUGUUAGACGGAGUGUAUAUUAUUGAUAUUGAUGACCAUAGAGAAAAAAAAGCAUCAGUGGAAUACGUUAUUUGCUAAAUUAAUAUAAAUAUAACGCAAACAAAUUUAGAAACCAAUCUAAAAACGCUGUAGAAAAUGGCCAGUGAUAUUUGGCGUAGAUAUGAGAUCAAACGAGCGUAUAACAAGCGACAAUGCCAGUGCACUGAACUCAUGCAGUUGCUGCAACCAAUCGUAUUUACUUGGUGGCUUUCAACAAUUUUACUCUCUGUUAAUGCAGCAUCUCAAGUUAGAAUUGAAACUGGCCCAUCACCAGAUUUCAGCACACAUACUCCAGUGUUAUUGCAAGUAUUUCAUGCGCGAAGUAAAAGAGAAAUUAUUGAUACAAAGAUCAAUACUUUUGAACAUGCAGAUGUCCUUACUAUUGGUUUAAAAAUUGAUGGAAUUCAACGCACCCUCGAUCUUUGGCUCAACACAGAUUUAAUUCCCGUAGGAUAUAAACAAAGAACACAAUACAAGGGGAAUUAUACAAUUGAAAUACCUCAUAGAGUUGAGAUAUGUCACUAUCAAGGAAUUAUCCGUAAUAUGAAAGAUUCUUGGGUAGCAGUUUCAACAUGCCGUGGUCUGCGAGGUGUCAUUUAUGAUGGGAAAAAUAUGCAUUACAUUCAUCCGAAUGAAGAGUCUCUUGAUAGUAUUCAUUAUCUGUAUAAAGAUAGUCAUUUAAUAUCAAAUACAAGUUGUGGUUAUAAAGGAUCCACCACCACCACAUCAUCAUCAUCAUCACACAAUACAAUAAUAUCGAACGACGGUGAAAAGUGGUGGAGGAGGAGGACGACUAGAGGAAGGAGUAAAAGAGCUGCUGAUGAAGUAAUUCGUGGUCCAUAUAAUGCAAACCGUCAGUCUCGUUAUGUUGAGCUUGUCCUCGUGAUCGAUAAAACUGAAUAUAUAGCAUUGGGUGAAAAUCUUCAUAAAGUUCAUCAUCAUUGCAAAGAUAUAGCAAAUAUAAUAAAUGCAUUGUAUACACCAUUGAAUAUAUUUGUUGCCCUAGUGGGAGUUGAAGUUUGGACCGACAGUGAUGCAAUAACAUUGUCUUCUAAGGGUGAUACAACAUUGGCAAAUUUUUUGCGUUAUCGACGGGAAAUGCUUGUCAAAGAAAUACCAAAUGAUAAUGCUCAAUUAUUGACGCGUAUUCAUUUUGAAGAUGGAGUUGUGGGCAAAGCACUGAAAGGUCCAAUCUGCACAUAUGAAUUUUCCGGUGGAGUUUCCAUGGAUCAUUCGACUGUCAUUGGUCUGGUAGCAGCAACAGUAGCACACGAAAUGGGACAUAAUUUUGGUAUGGAACAUGAUUCAGCUGACUGCACUUGUCCAGAGGAUCGUUGUAUAAUGGCAUCAUCAAGUGGAUCAACUGGGCCAAUUCAUUGGUCCUCCUGCUCGUUAGAGUAUUUAGCAUUGGCCUUUGAACAUGGAAUGGAUUAUUGUCUUCGUAAUAAGCCCAAAAAACUUUUUGACAGUCCAAUAUGUGGCAAUGGUUUUGUUGAAUCUGGGGAACAAUGUGACUGCGGUCUCAAAGAUAAUUGUGACAAUCCAUGUUGUAAUUCGUUAACCUGUAUGCUCCAUCCGAAUGCAAGUUGUGCAACUGGUGAGUGCUGUGAUUUAAAAACAUGUAAACCAAAAAAUGCCGGAACAGAGUGUAGAACGGCUGAACAUGAGUGUGAUUUGCCCGAGUAUUGUACAGGGCAGAGUGAAUAUUGUCCAAAUGAUGUAUAUAAAAUUGAUGGUGAAGUGUGUAAUAUGGGUAAAGCAUUCUGCUAUCAGGGCUCAUGUAGAACACAUAAUGAUCAAUGUAAACUUCUCUGGGGUCCAAGUGGGCAUUCAUCUGCUGCACCCUGUUAUGAAAUGAAUAACAAAGGCUCGAAACAUGGCAAUUGCGGAUAUAAUCGGCUAGAUUCAAGUUACAUAAAGUGUGAAAAUGAAAAUAUAUUAUGUGGAAUGUUGCAUUGUCAACAUUUGAAUGAAAGACUUGAAUUUGGUAUGGAAUCAGUUGCCAUUCUCAGCCAUUCUUUUUUAAAUCAUGGAGUCAAAAUGAUAGCAUGCAGAUCGGCUAUUGUCGAUCUUGGAUUAAAUGAAGUUGAUCCUGGCUUAGCACCUGAUGGUGCUAAAUGUGCACCUGGAAAAAUGUGUGUCAAUCAAAAGUGUAUGCCCAUUGCUAAUCUCAGAGCAACAAUUAAUGGAGGUUCUGCCUGUUUGAAAGAUUGUGGUGGCAAUGGUGUAUGCAAUAGUCUUGGUCACUGCCAUUGCAAUAAAGGCUUUCGUCCACCUGAUUGUUUUCAACCAGGUUUUGGUGGUUCUGACGACAGUGGUCCAGCAGAAGAUCCCAAUGCUCGAAAUGAUUUUGUUACUGCUCUCUACAUUAUCUUCUUGGGUAUUGUUCCAACUGCUGCUCUCAUUUCUCUAGCCAUCUGGUAUAAACGAAAUAAUUUCACUGGUUCAACUUGGAAAAAGGACUCAUCAAUAUCAACAAAUGAACGAGGUUUCACCAUUAGAACAAUUGAUCGGCCUAUUAUUGAAACAAUAGAUGCCAAGUUAAAUGAGGAUCCAGCAUGCACAAGUCUCUUGCCAAAAACGGAGAAUAAUGAAAGAUUCAACAAUAACAUGUUUGGACAAUUCAAGGGCUUUACACUGAGUCCUUUACCAGCUGUUAUUAAUAUGACACAAAGUUCAGCAAUAAUUUCAUCAACUUCUCCAUUAGCCACAAAGACUAGUGAAAAAAAAAAAUCAUCACUUGACAGGGAUAAUAAUACUCCUCAAAGUGCCUUGAUGUUGCAGUCUAUGAGCACAAAUAAUUUACAACUAAAUGGCGAGUCAGAAAAUGGAAAACUAUUGGAAGAACCACCAGCACUGCCACCAUUAAAUCCUGGAUGCACAGCAAAACCUUUAAUCAGUAGCCCGAUAUUGGCAGGAACAACUUGUACAUCAUUAGAACUUGUUCAAAGCAAAAUACCAUCACGCCCAGCUCCUGGAAUUCCAGCAGCAAAAGCAAUUUCUGAAGAUGUCAAGAUUAGUGGUCGCUACAAUAAUAACAGCACUAAUUCAACAUUAAUUUCACUUAAUGUUGUUGGUGAACGUAUACAAAGAAAGAUGGAAAAAGAUAAGGAGCGAGAUAGAGAAAAAUUGACAACAUUAAAUAAGAUUGCAUCUAUAUUAAAACCUGGAAACGGCCUGAAAAUUAAUGAAAAUUCUACAGUAAAAUCUCAUGAAGCAAAUACUUUGCCUCAUAAUCAACAUCAUAAAGCUAAUAAAAUUAUUGAUAAGGAAAUAUUGCGCAAGCUUGAAAUAUCAAAUCCAAUUCUUCAGAAUGAAAUAACAAUUACAGCGCCAGUCAUACCUCUUGUUUCGAAAUCAUCAUCAUCAUCAUCAUCGUCGUCGUCGUCGUCGUCGUCGUCGUCGUCGUCGUCGUCGGUAAAUGUUAAUGACAAUAAUGAUGAAAAGAAAAAUACUGUGACUAGAGCCCAAUCAAUGAAGAAUUCAAAUGUUAUGUCAAAGCCAAUGAUACAAACAUUUGGAUCCAUGCGUUACCAAAAUUCAAAAAAUUCCAGUAAAAGGCCCACAAGUAUUGCAGUUAGUAUGCGGCCAACAUUGCCACCACCCCCAGUGCCACCAAUUUUACUAUCAUCGACUACAAGUACUUUUUUAAAUGAUGAAAAUUUGAAAAUACCAGGAUUACCAGGCUAUCAAAAUCCUCCCAUCAUUAAGAUGGAUGAAAAAAAAAAACAAUUGUCCGCUGACAGCGCCUAUGACGACUGUAUGAAUUUGAUACAAGAGUCAUCGCUUAAUGGAAUUACUGAAGAAUUAUCAUUGAAUGAUAAUAUAUAUGCUGUUAUUGAAGAACCUAAUGGAAUAACAAAAACAGAUGAUGAUUGUAAAGCCGAUAAUGAAUAUAAAGUUCCAUCUAGUUCGAAAAUUAUUGAGACUGAUGGUAAAAUUAGUGACAAGUGUAGCAGUUCAGCAACAGAGAAUGAAACGAAUAUGGGUCUCUUAUCGGAAAUUGUAUCAGAAAUAUCAAAUAGAAAUUUCAAUUCAAUAUAUUCGGCAUCGUCAUCUAGAUUAGUAGGACAAAAACAAAAUAAGGAUGAAGACGAGCAGAUUAAAGGAACAUCGGGAUCCAAUAGUUCACUUGUAACUUAUACCAAUGCUAAUGACCAUAAAGCAUCAUCAGCGAGUAUAUAUUCCAAUUCGAUAUCAAGUAAAUUUAAUUCAGCUGCAUCUGAAACAAGUUCAGGAUAUCUCCUACCAUCUGCUGUAAAUGUACCAAAUAAUUCAUUAAUUAAUGCUGCCGAGAACACUAGUGUCAAUGUUGAGCCAAAUGAUAGUAUCAAUAUCAAUAAAAAACUGGCCAUUAAUUCUUCAGACUCACCUGUGGUUGAUGAUAAUAAUAUGCAACAAGUUGUUGAAAUUUCUUCAUCUACCAAAGAUAAUAAUAUUUUAAUCAAUUCACCAAAUAAACCAAUGUCCUUUUUUAAUGCAAAGCCAAGAAUUUCAAGCCGACCAGUAACACUUGACUGUCCUACUAAAAAAUUAUUGUCAGAAAAUGAUAAAACUGUGAAUGGCUCGAAUCAAAGUUGUUCAAUUAUGAAAGGAACAAGAGGAUUGACUGGAUCAUUAUCAGAGUCGUUGUCGAGCAGUACAUUUAGUGAGAAUAAAUGUUGCCAUAAGAAUUUCAAUAGUAAUCCUGCUUACAAGAGGCCAGACCUCAUUUCCAGUUGUUCUACACCUACAACACUUAAUUCAAGGACAACCCCAUCACCAGAUAUCGUAGCAGUUACGGUUAAUAAUUCUAAAAUAAUCAACACGUCUUUACAAACAGCAGCAUCAUCUAAUUCAAAUUAUCAAUUGAAUAUAACGAAAAAUGUUGACAAAUCAAUAGUUCCGAUAAAGUUGUCUGGAGGUAAAUCAAUUACCUCUCAAAUGCCAAAAACACAACUAACUUCAGUUCCAACAUCAUCAUCAUUAUCAUCAUCAUCAUCAUUAAAAAGACAAGAAAUUAAUAAUUUGAAAACCAAAUCCAAUGUAGUUCGAGAUUUGGCAUCAAGUAAAUCUACUGUUGCCUCGCUGCAAAUGAAAUUUGAACAAAAUAAGACUGCAACGACCAACCCAAAGAACAGUAUUUCCUUAAAGAAAUCAGUUUCUGGUAAAAACAUUGGUAAUUCUAUGAAUUACAGUAAAGGAAAGAAGUGAGACAAGGGAAAUGUCUAUUCAAUAUAUUCUCACAUAGACUCUAGUCUGAAUUACUAUUAACUCACUAAUAUUGUACCAUAUAAAUAUCAAAUAUAGUGCACUAUGUUUUAUUCAUCUUCUUUUUCAAUCAAUAAGACUUCAUUUUUUACUAAUAAAAAAAAAUAUCAAGAUCACUCUUAUUAUUAAUAUAUUUAAAAAGAGUCGUUUUUCAAUUUUACUUUCUUUUCCUUUGAAACGCGAAAAAAUUUUUGCUUCUAUUCUUGAGAAUUAUGUACUGAUAUAAUGUAUAUAAGCUGCGAAAUAGGAAAUACGUUGUUACACUCAUAAAUAAACAAGAAAUUGCACAACAAAUUUUCAUAAUAAUCAGUGUUACAAAAUUUUACGGAGCGAAUCCAUAGGUUUUUACCAUACAUUAAAGUAAAAAAAAAAUGCUUUUUACUGCAAGUGUAAAGCCUAUCUAUGAUAAUUUCUAUAUUGAUGAGAAAAUUUGAGGGAAAUGGACUUGGAUCUUGUUGAUUAAUGUCCAUCGUCCUUUCUUUUCUUUUCCUUUAAUAUUUAUGCAUUUCGAUGUAAUACAUGUAGAGAUGAUUCAUGACAAUUGUGGAAUAAUAAACUUUAUUAAUUUUGUA